Messenger RNA from Pyrus x bretschneideri (Chinese white pear), 1462 nucleotides. RefSeq names its product CBBY-like protein. The record is from RefSeq and is a predicted model, not a curated record. The transcript is spliced from 11 exons. Gene Ontology annotation, molecular function: hydrolase activity. NCBI's taxonomy places the organism in Eukaryota, Viridiplantae, Streptophyta, Magnoliopsida, Rosales, Rosaceae. The coding region runs from base 91 to 1230 and encodes 379 amino acids.
AUCCAUGAGGGAGGAGUGAUAUUUUCUUACAGUCACCUGUAAAUCAACGAUAUCCGUUUUCAAGCAAGCACCUUUCUUCUUCUAACUGCCAUGGAUUCCGCUUCGUGCUCAAUUCUCCAAGCUCAGCCCUUUUCUUCAGCCGCGGCCGUUUUCCCGCCAAGUAACAACACCACCGCCCGCUUCUUCGCCCUCCCGAAGAGCAACCGCAACUCCAACUUGGUCCCUCCAUUUUCCUCCACUUUCACAAGAAACUCAACUUUUCCCGGAAAAUGUCUGCACUUCGAUCGGUUCUCCGCAUUCAGCUCGCUCUCCGGCGCUCAGGACCAGAACCCAUCUCAGGAACUGGCUGUUCUUCUCGAAGUCGACGGGGUUCUUAUGGAUGCUUAUCGGUUGGGGAACCGCCAAAGCUUCAAUGCAGCAUUUAAGAAGCUUGGACUUGACUGUGCAAGUUGGCCAGAGCCUGUUUACUUGGACCUCCUAAGGAUGAGUGCUGGUGAUGAGGAAAAGAUGGUGAAUUUGUAUUUUAAUCGGAUUGGUUGGCCUAGUUCAUUGCCGACAAGUGAGAAGGCGUCAUUUGUGAAAAAUGUUCUGCAAAAGAAGAAAAUUGCAAUGGAUGAGUUUUUGAUGUCAGAAAGUUUGACGUUACGACCUGGAGUUGAAGAGUUUAUUGAUGAGGCGUACAAGGAGGGAAUACCUGUGGUCGUACUGACAACUUAUAGUAAGAGUGGGGAUCAAAUUGGCAGAUCAAUUGUUGAAAAGCUUGGUCAGGAAAGAGUUUCAAAGCUAAAGAUUGUUGGAGAUAAGGAGGUAGAACAGAGUUUGUAUAGCCAACUGGUAAAUGAUACAGGAAUAUCUUCUGGAAUGGAUGAGCAACUAGCUAAGGAGGCAAUAAAAUCAGUUUCUGCUGAGAAGCAAAGGAUUGCAGAGGAGGUUGCAUCAUUGCUAAAGCUGAGUGUAGAUAUUGAUACUAGCCCGUCUGAAAGCUUAGAGAAGAUCAUUGCUGCAUUGCGAGCUGGGGCUGAAGUUGCCGGUCUACCUGUAUGCGAUUGUGUUCUUAUUGCAGGAAGCCAGUCUGGUGUGGCUGGAGCUGAGCGAGUGGGCAUGCCGUGUGUUGUUUUAAGAAGCAGUUUGACGGCUAGAGCUGAGUUCCCUUCAGCAAAUGCGAUAAUGGAUGGGUUUGGAGGAGCAGACCUGACCAUCCCUAAACUGCGAAACAAGAGACGGUUAUGAAAUCAAAUCAUGUUCCUCCUUUUGCCGGACUAUUUGCAGAGCUGUAAAUUUUUCUUUCCAUUGUGGAUACACCGGAAGAUUCAUCUCCCAUAGAGUGAUCUGUCAAAGUUAGAACAGAACUAGAGCUGUUAAUCUGAUGCAGUAUAGUUUCUUCAGCUUAGAGCUGCUUUGUAACAUUUUUAAGCCACAGUUUGCAAUAUAAGAGUAUGAAGUCAACUUUUAUAAUCUACAA